Messenger RNA from Coprinopsis cinerea okayama7#130, 1815 nucleotides. Its product is annotated as replication factor-A protein 1. The coding region runs from base 1 to 1815 and encodes 604 amino acids. Gene Ontology annotation, biological process: DNA replication; DNA repair; DNA recombination. Lineage: Eukaryota; Fungi; Basidiomycota; Agaricomycetes; Agaricales; Psathyrellaceae. The record is from RefSeq and is a predicted model, not a curated record. Gene Ontology annotation, molecular function: DNA binding. The transcript has 9 exons. Gene Ontology annotation, cellular component: nucleus.
AUGUCCACGACCGACGUGCAACUCACCGCUGGAAGCUGCGAGCGUCUCCAGUUUGCGAACCCACAAGACGCGUCUGUCUUUGAAUCCCCGCACACAAUCCAAUUCCUAUCAAUUAAGAAGGUCAACACGGCCAAUCCUAACAGUAACGCCCCCGUGGACCGAUAUCGAAUCAUCAUCUCAGACGGUGUCCAUUUCAUUCAAGCGAUGCUCGCGACUCAGCUCAACGAGCUAGUCCAGAACAACAGCAUCGGAAAACACACAGUUGCUGUGGUGGAGAGAGCCACCUGCAACUACGUCCAGGAGAAACGAUUGAUUGUUGUGCUUGAACUCCGCGUCGUUGCCCAUCUCCCUGACAAGAUUGGAGAUCCUCAGCAGCUUGGACCAGAUAGCAAAAGAGCAUUGGACAGCGCAUCGGUCACCCCAGCGCCUCAAUCCGUGGCAACUUCUGGCCCGUCAACAUCUACCAAGACUGCUCCCGCAAAGCCUGCCACCACAGGCCCUCAGCGCGGUGUCUACCCCAUCGAGGGUCUCAGCCCUUACCAGAACAACUGGACUAUCAAAGCUCGAGUCACGCAAAAGUCAGAAAUGAAACAAUGGUCCAAUGCACAGGGAGAGGGCAAGUUAUUCAAUGUGACCUUCAUGGAUGACUCGGGCGAAAUCCGGGCAACCGCAUUCAACCUUGUUGCCGAUGAUCUUUACCCCAAGUUGGAAGAAGGGAAGGUUUAUUACGUUUCCAAAGCUCGUGUGGGGUUGGCGAAAAAGAAGUUUUCCAACAUUCCAAAUGACUACGAACUCAGUUUGGAAAGGAACACUGAAAUCGAAGAGUGUCAUGAAACCACCAAUUUGCCCACGAUCAAGUAUAAUUUUGUCCCUCUGAACGGGCUUGAUGCUCUCGCAAAGGACGCCAUUUGUGAUGUCAUUGGCGUCGUAAAGGAUGUCGGAGAAGUGGGUACCAUCACUUCGAGGUCCAACAAUCGACAAAUCUCCAAACGGGACUUGACGCUGGUGGACAAGAGUGCCUAUUCAGUUCGCAUGACUCUUUGGGGCAAGCAAGCUGAGCAAUUCAAAGUUGAACCCGAGUCCAUUAUCGCUUUUAAAGGAGUUCGAGUUGGUGAUUUCAAUGGCCGCAACCUAUCAAUGACGAGUGCUAGUACUAUGCAGGUUAAUCCCGAUAUCGAGGAGUGCUUCACUCUAAGGGGUUGGUAUGAUAGCCAGGGCCAGACCCAGACUUUCCAGGCCCAAUCUUCGAAUAACCUUGGAGGCACCUCCCUUGGCUUCAGGCGGGACGAAGCACGGACUCUUGAAGACGUCAAGCAGGCUGGAUUUGGUCAGAGCGAUAAGCCUGACUACUUUUCUACGAGAGCCACCAUUAUCCACAUCAAGGACGACAACAUUGCCUACCCUGCUUGUCCCACUCAAGGAUGUAACAAAAAGGUUAUAGAGGAGGCCGAUGGGUGGCGUUGUGAGAAAUGCGAGAAAGUGUUCGAGGCGCCCGAGUAUCGCUACAUUAUGUCCAUGAUGGUCGCAGACCAUACAGGCAAAGCCUGGUUCCAAGGAUUCAACGAAGUUGGUGUAACUGUCUACGGAAUGUCCGCGAACGACCUCGUCCAGAUUAAGAAUAACGACCAUGCACAAUACAAGGCAAUUCAAUACCAUGCUGCAUGCAACACGUACAACUUCUCUUGUCGAGCUAAAGAAGACGAAUUCAAUGGUGUUCGCCGGGUCAGAUUUGGUAUCUCUCGUCUGGCCAAGGUCGAUUACAAGGAAGAAGCUGGUUAUUUGCGCGACCUUUUGUAUUCGUCGUGGGCUCGCUAG